AUGACUCUUGUGCGCGCUAUCAUCACCUUCGUGAUAACGGUCUCCGUUCUGACCUUUAUUGCUUUCUUCGGUCGCACUCCAGCUUUUAGAAACACGCCCAUUGGCUUCUGCUACCGCCUCCUUGUCCACCGCAUUCCCUCCGCGUUAGGUGCCCUCGAUGUUCUUCUCACGGGUGGGCGCAUUACUAGCGGUGGCUCCCGUCUGGGCCACCAUCUCAUGAAUGAGAAGCACCCGGUGGUCAUGAUCUUCUUCCUCGGACUCAUCACAAUAUCAGCCAGUCUGCUCGUGCCUACCGUGUGGGACCUGCUCCCUAUACAGCAUAAGUUCCUCGUUGUUAUCUUGCUUCCGCAACCAUACUACUUCACCUAUCUAUGUGCAAAGAGGAACCCCGAAUCCAUCGUUACGGAAUUGAAUCAUGCAGCGCAAAUGCGGCAUUAUCCCUACGAUAGGAUCUUGUUCUAUCCGGGGAAUGCAUGCCGAACAUGCAAAUUCAAUAAGCCUGCACGUAGCAAGCACUGCAGUAUAUGCAAGGCCUGUGUCUCCCGAGCCGAUCAUCACUGUGUAUGGGUGAACAAUUGCCUUGGGCGUGGCAACCAUAAGUGGUUCCUCGCUUUGCUUCUCUCUACAGCUAUUCUGUUAGCCUACGGCGCUUACAUUGCAUACUUUGCCUUGAGCCCCAAGGUCCACAAAAACUACGCCAGAUACGAGCACUGGUACAGAUACAGACCAAGCCCCGGAUCCAAUCCUUCCAGCUGGGCUACAUACGGCGAGAAGAAGCUCCACUACUUCCUUAUCUAUGUCAGCAUCUACAUCGACGUAGGCGGUGUCUCUGCAGCAGGUGUCGGACUGCUCGCACUUCUCACAUGGCCGCUUCCCCUCGGCCUUCUGGGCUACCACCUCUACCUCAUCUACGCAGGCAUGACCACCAACGAGAGCUCCAAAUGGGCAGAUUGGGCAGACGAGAUCGCGGACGGCAAUGUCUUCCUCGGCAAACGGAAGCCAGAAACCAUGCGGGACUAUCGCGCCCGAGAGGUGGAUUCCGCGCGGUCUUCGUCCUCAGGAACACCCAUACCCACACCCCCCGAGACCCCACCCGAAGACGAAGAACCACCGACGACCUGGCCGCUAGAAAGUCGCCAUAUCCUCGUGCGCACAACCAAUGGCCAGCCGCCCACAGGCCUCCCACCGCGGAUAAAGUCUGUCGCGGACAAAGAAAGUUUCGAGCGCGUAUGGGAUCUUGCUGCUGUGGAGAACGUGUAUGACCUGGGCUUCUGGGACAGUCUAGUCGAGAUACUUUUACAUUAA
Molecule: messenger RNA, 1305 nt
Organism: Didymosphaeria variabile
Lineage: Eukaryota; Fungi; Ascomycota; Dothideomycetes; Pleosporales; Didymosphaeriaceae
Product: palmitoyltransferase swf1
Exons: 2
Coding region: 1-1305 (434 amino acids)
Biological process (GO): peptidyl-L-cysteine S-palmitoylation; protein targeting to membrane
Cellular component (GO): endoplasmic reticulum; Golgi apparatus
Molecular function (GO): protein-cysteine S-palmitoyltransferase activity
Source: RefSeq, a predicted model, not a curated record